Messenger RNA from Prorocentrum cordatum, 1716 nucleotides. NCBI's taxonomy places the organism in Eukaryota, Dinophyceae, Prorocentrales, Prorocentraceae. The record is from the annotation of a GenBank genome assembly.
GCCCUCGCUUGCCUCGCCGAGUUCGCGUGCGAGGACCCCUCGCACUUCGGGAAAAAUCAGGCUCUCGAGUGGAUCCUCAAGGGCCAGGAGCUCUUCGCUUGUUCGUGGGACACGGUCCAGAUCUUCCCCCCUAAGAAUGUCACGGACGCCGAGCUCGCUGACCGUGCGUGCAUUCGUUCUCCUGACAAAGUUCGGGUCUUGGGGCUUCGGAAUUGCGACCUCAAGAUCAUCUCCGCGGCGGUCAACCACGCCACCCGCCCUGCUUUGCAGGCGCUGGCACCCCUGUGCCAGCGCGGAUUUGUUCCUGGUCGGAACUUCGGGGUCAACAUUCUCGAGCUAGACGUCUCGAGCAGGAUGUUGUCUGUCACGCCACGCGCCUCCCGCGACAUCCCUGUCCUGUUCUCCCUCGGUAUCAUGCAAGGCUGCCCCCUCUCAGGCACUUUGCACGCCCUGGGCGCGGCCGCGUUCCUCGUGGACCUGGCCGAGAAGGUGGAGGGCCCUCAGGUAGGCCUCAUCAGAGCUUGUGCUGAUGAUAUCGGCGGCGCUCUGAGAUCCGCCCAGGCCCUCUCUGAGGUCUCACAGGUCAUGUCAUGCGCGUCGGCUAUGGCUAACUUGGACCUGAAAGCUGCGAAGUGCAAGGUGGCCCCCCUUUUCUGGGCCCUUCUCCGCGACGCUGGCCAGGGGGCGGUCACCACACUCUCUUACGUCGCGCAGCUCUGCUGGCCGCCGAAGUCCGCCCUCCAUCCAGAACUUUCGGUGCUUGCGCAGGUGUUCAGGCCCCCGUUAGGCGCGCUGCACCUGGACGCGUGCACCCGUGCUGCCACGCUCACCUUCCAAUGUUGGCCUCAGCGGCUUGCGAGGCUUCGUGCGCACGCUGAUGAACACCCUGAUUGGGCCACCCUCGACAUGCUCGCCGCGGGCCUUCCCUGCCCCAACUUCUGGAAGGCGCCCGCGUUCGUCGAGAAUCUGGAGGCCCACUCCCGCGGUGUCAUCCUCAUGUUCGCCCCCGCCCCCAUCCCCGAGCGGAUCGCCGGCCAGCACGCCAGAUCCUUGUGCUACGUGGAUUGGGACGCGUGCCAAGCCGUCCUUCGGAGCGUGUCCGCCGAGUUCGGCUGCCCCAUGCCUGCCUACAGCCUCGACCACACCCCUGUCGUGCUCACCGCCUACGUCACUGUCGGCCUCUUCCUCAACGGCACCCGCACGGGCAACAAGAAGGGCGGCCUCCAGCGGGUCGAUGACGUUGCCGCCGACCAUUUCGAGUUGUGGUUGCGUGACGCCGUCCUCGCCAUUCACGUUGUCGGCUCCAAUCGCGUGCUGUGCUCGAGUGACGCCGUCUUCGCCAGUGACGCUGUCGGCUCCAAUUGCGUGCUGUGCUCGAGUGACGCCGUCUUCGCCGGUGUCCGCAUGCGCUCCGCAGAUGGCGGCUUCUGGGUUGUCGAUUGCGUUGACGUCUCCUCCUUCGUGCGGUGCUUGGAUGUCGCCGCCCUCACCAGUGGCUUCGACGGCUCCGAUUUCGUGCGGUGUUUCGGUGGCGCUGUCCUCGCCUACGACGUUGACGACAGGCGUCCGGUGGCCUGCGCUUCCGAUCUGCACCAGCCCACCCCGGCCCAGGCGCACACGAUCACCUGGGGCAAGAAGACUGCCGUGGUGAUCGCCAACCCGUUGGCUGCUGUCGCAGCCGAUGCCUUGCCCCUGGAGGCGGGGCGGUGGGGCGGG